This is a messenger RNA of Habropoda laboriosa, 1914 nucleotides long. RefSeq names its product dipeptidase 1-like. The record is from RefSeq and is a predicted model, not a curated record. The coding region runs from base 1 to 1914 and encodes 637 amino acids. The transcript has 12 exons. Lineage: Eukaryota; Metazoa; Arthropoda; Insecta; Hymenoptera; Apidae. Gene Ontology annotation, biological process: proteolysis. Gene Ontology annotation, molecular function: metallodipeptidase activity.
AUGCAUCACUCCGGUGGAGGUGCUGGUUACGGGACCGGGCCCCAGGAGCGUGUGCACCAGGUGCCGCGAACCGGCGGACAACCUGAUAAGUGUCCGUAUGAGACCUACCAGGCACAGAUACCGGACUGCUGUGCAGCCGCAGCUGCGGUCCAGGAUCCGUACCCACGGCCCCCGAGCGGAUACGACGGCAGGUGCUACGACGAGUGUCAUCGCAGGACUCCCUAUCAGGAUGAAACCUAUUCCCAGGAUAUACCUCCGACCUUCCAUCGGCCCCAGUCCAGACUGGGAUACGAGGAGCGUCCCCAAUCUCGCGUGGGAUAUACCUCGGAUUCCAGGUGCGCCAGCGGACUUGGCUACGACGACACGGGAGGAAGUUACCUGGACCAGAAUGAUCCGAGGAUGUAUUGCACCAGCGGUUACUGUAUGGGGGAAACUAUGAUGGCUGCGAACAGAGGUCUCUGCGGUGAGGAGGUCGAGCUGGACAUGCGGAGGCACAUCCAGGCGUGUGCCUGCACCUGCAACCACAUGGGCUACGGGAACUACAUGGACUAUCAGACGACGUGCCUAACAGAACUGCCAGACGUGGCACCGUGCAACGGCACAGUGCGACUACCACCGACGUGCGAGGAUUCCCCGAGCAGCGGCAGCAGCAAAGAUCGUAGGGAAGAGAGUCCUCGCAGAAGAUGCCGAGUAUUAGCGCCCAUCUUGCUCCUAGUGGGGGCUCUGCUUCUCGGUGGACUUUGUCUACCGUUGCUUCUACAAUCCGCGCCUGUCACGCAUCAGCAGAGGCUGGACGUGAUCAGGAGGAUCCUCACUGAAGUGCCUCUGAUCGACGGGCACAACGAUUUGCCCUGGAACGUCAGAAAGUUCGUACACAAUCAACUCGGCGAGGUCAAUCUGAGCAGCGAUCUCGGCAGAGUUGAUCCUUGGGCUAGAUCAGACUGGAGUCACACAGACAUUCCUAGAUUACGUGCUGGUCUCGUCGGUGCACAGUUUUGGUCUGCCUACGUUCCAUGCGGUGCAGCACAGUUGAAUGCGGUUCAACUUUCCUUGGAACAGAUCGACGUAAUCCGCCGGCUCGCCGAGAUGAAUGCUCAACAUUUAACUUUGGUUACCUCCGUCAAAGGUCUUAUCGAGGCGCAUCGAGAAGGCAAAAUCGCAAGUCUUAUCGGGGUCGAAGGUGGUCACUCGCUGGGGAAUUCCUUGGGCGUUCUCAGGACAUUUUAUGGCUUGGGCGCGAGAUACCUUACCUUGACGCAUGCCUGCGAUACUUCCUGGGCAGUCUGUUCAGUUGGCGAGACGAACAGUACCCAGGACUCGACGCCGGGACUCAGUGAGUUUGGAAAGGCAGUUGUCAGGGAACUAAACCGACUGGGAAUGCUAGUGGAUCUCUCUCAUGUCUCAACAAGGACCAUGAGGGCGGCCCUGCAGACGACGAGGGCACCGGUGAUUUUCUCUCACAGUGCUGCCAGGGCACUCUGCAAUUCCACUAGAAACGUGCCAGACGACGUGCUUAGAAAUCUGGCUAAAAACGGCGGAGUGGCAAUGGUUCCGUUUUAUACAUACUUCAUAACGUGCAACAGUACAGCCACCAUAAAAGACGUUAUUGCACACAUCAAUCACAUUCGAAAGGUGGCGGGGAUCGAUCACGUUGGAAUAGGAGCUGGCUUCGACGGGAUAAAUUUCACUCCUACAGGCUUGGAGGAUGUUUCGAGGUAUCCUCAAUUGUUGGCCACACUACUCGAGGAUCCAGCAUGGACGGAGGAUGACAUUAAAAAAUUGGCAGGCCUCAAUUUACUGAGGGUAUUCACUAAAGUCGAGCAGGUGCGAGACGAAUGGCACAGAGCGGCAGUCUUGCCAGUGGAGAAAAUCAGUCCGCCAGAUAAUUCUGCCUGCGUCUACGGGGCGUCUUGA